UGUUUUCCAUAAAAUACGGUGCAAUGAAAGAGAAAGUUAUUAAAUUUUCAAUUCUACUUAAAUCAUUUACUUGAAAUAGUCAAAUUCGAAAUCAAAAUGAAAUUCUCAUUAUUCGUCGUAGUUCUCAUCGUCGUAGUUUGUGUUGCUUCUCCAGAUGGAAGCAUUGAUAAGCGAGGCAGUGGUAAUGGAGGCAGCGAUAAUGGAGACAACGGCAAUGAUGGCAGUGAUAAUAAAGGUGUAGGUAGUGGAAGCUGGGAUAGUGGUAAAGAUGAUCAUUCAAAUGAUAAUGAAGGAAGCGAUAAUGGAGACAACAGCAAAGAUGGCAGUGAUAAUAGAGGCGCAGGUAGUGGAAGCUGGGAUAGUGGCAAAGACGAUUAAUCAAGUGAUGAAGGAAGUGGUAAACGUAAAGCAAGUGACAAAAAAGAUCAAUGGCCUUACCAACAGCAAGAGCACCAAGAAUGAGGACAACAGCUACCAUUUUGCCUACUAUUUUGCGAUUAAAAAUUAAAAAUAAGAUUAUCUGGUUGCAAUCAAAGCAGGUUUUUUCAUGAAUCCUUCUGAUUCACUUUUUUCCGCAUCUUUUCAGCCAGCUUUUGAAGCAUCAAUUUUACCGUUUUUAUCUUCUCACUUUCUACAGUAAAUUUUCUAUU
Messenger RNA from Contarinia nasturtii (swede midge), 650 nucleotides. Its product is annotated as hyphally regulated cell wall protein 3-like. NCBI's taxonomy places the organism in Eukaryota, Metazoa, Arthropoda, Insecta, Diptera, Cecidomyiidae. The record is from RefSeq and is a predicted model, not a curated record. The transcript has 2 exons. Bases 97 to 378 code for a protein of 93 amino acids.